CCUCUCAACCCUUGUCACUGACCGAUACUUCUAUUACGCUUGUCUCUUCUCUACCUCCCAGAACCCCACCCUUUCUCCUCCUGUAUUUGUGGAUCUAACGCAACCAAGUUUUUAGCUAUGGCUGUUACCAUCGUCUCCGUCAAGGCUAGACAGAUCUUCGACAGCCGUGGUAAUCCAACGGUCGAGGCUGAUGUGAAAUUGUCUGACAAUCACUUGGCAAGAGCUGCCGUUCCCAGUGGUGCAUCCACUGGUGUUUAUGAGGCUCUCGAGCUAAGAGAUGGAGGAUCAGACUACCUUGGAAAGGGUGUUUCGAAGGCUGUUGAAAAUGUUAACACAAUUAUUGGCCCUGCAUUGGUUGGCAAGGACCCUGCUGAUCAGGUUGCUAUUGAUAACUUAAUGGUUCAACAACUUGAUGGGACUGUAAAUGAGUGGGGUUGGUGCAAACAGAAGCUUGGAGCAAAUGCUAUAUUGGCAGUGUCUCUUGCAGUUUGCAAGGCUGGGGCUCAUGUCAAAGGGAUUCCCCUUUACAAGCACAUUGCUAACCUCGCUGGUAACAAGAAAUUGGUGUUGCCAGUUCCUGCUUUCAAUGUCAUCAAUGGUGGAUCUCAUGCCGGGAACAAACUUGCUAUGCAGGAGUUCAUGAUUCUUCCUGUAGGAGCUGCUUCAUUCAAAGAGGCCAUGAAGAUGGGUGCUGAAGUAUACCAUCAUUUGAAGUCUGUGAUAAAAAAGAAGUACGGUCAGGAUGCAACAAAUGUUGGUGAUGAAGGUGGUUUUGCUCCUAACAUUCAGGAAAAUAAGGAAGGACUUGAGUUGCUCAAGACUGCCAUCGAUAAAGCUGGGUACACAGGGAAAGUGGUUAUUGGAAUGGAUGUUGCUGCUUCUGAAUUUUAUGGCUCAGAUAAAACAUAUGAUUUGAACUUCAAAGAAGAGAACAAUAACGGUUCACAAAAGAUCUCAGGUGAAGCUCUCAAGGACCUCUACAAGUCAUUUGUAUCCGAUUAUCCUAUUGUAUCAAUUGAAGAUCCAUUUGACCAAGAUGACUGGGAGCACUAUGCAAAGCUAACUGGUGAAAUUGGAGCCAAAGUACAAAUUGUAGGGGAUGAUCUCUUAGUCACCAAUCCAAAGAGGGUUGAGAAGGCUAUCAAAGAGAAAGCUUGCAAUGCUCUCCUUCUCAAGGUUAAUCAGAUUGGAUCUGUCACUGAGAGCAUUGAAGCUGUGAAGAUGUCCAAGAAAGCUGGAUGGGGUGUUAUGGCUAGCCACCGCAGUGGUGAAACAGAGGACACUUUCAUUGCUGAUUUGUCUGUGGGUUUGGCCACGGGUCAAAUAAAGACAGGAGCUCCUUGCCGGUCUGAGCGCCUUGCGAAAUAUAAUCAGCUUCUUCGAAUUGAGGAAGAGCUUGGUGCUGAAGCAGUUUAUGCUGGAGCUAACUUCCGUGCACCUGUUGAACCCUACUAGAAUCUGAAAGGGUGCCAGCUGAGUCUUAGCAGUGGAAGGUUACAUGAAGUGAAUAAGUUUAAUUUAAACCCUUUUUUUCCAAUAAUUUUCUAUGAAGUUUUGUUCAGAGGUUGGAACAGUGUUAUAGGGCAGUUUUUUCGAAUUUUGGAAUAUGUUUAGAUUUGAGUUUAUAGCUCUUCUCUAGUCGGGAAAUGGUGCGUUGCACGCACAUUGUAAUCCUAGGUGAUGGUUUUGCUUUGCAUAUUAAAAUGGUUUGCCGACUUCCACCCA
This is a messenger RNA of Manihot esculenta (cassava), 1725 nucleotides long. Its product is annotated as enolase 2. Bases 118 to 1455 code for a protein of 445 amino acids. The record is from RefSeq and is a predicted model, not a curated record. NCBI's taxonomy places the organism in Eukaryota, Viridiplantae, Streptophyta, Magnoliopsida, Malpighiales, Euphorbiaceae. Gene Ontology annotation, biological process: glycolytic process. Gene Ontology annotation, molecular function: phosphopyruvate hydratase activity; magnesium ion binding. Gene Ontology annotation, cellular component: phosphopyruvate hydratase complex. The transcript is spliced from 16 exons.